This is a messenger RNA of Spirodela intermedia, 1815 nucleotides long. The record is from the annotation of a GenBank genome assembly. Lineage: Eukaryota; Viridiplantae; Streptophyta; Magnoliopsida; Alismatales; Araceae.
AUGGACGCCCUGCCAAUCUUCCUCUCCACUGCCGCCAUCACCUCUUCCCACAACGUCCAGUCCGCCGACAAUAUCCUUCCUAUGAGUCGUCACCUGCGCCGCACCUCCGCAGUUCUCAACAAGAAGGGUUCUCCCCCUGAGAGCAUCGCCACAACUGUCCGGCCUUCUUCGUCUUCGCCCUUAUCGCCUCAGGGCAAGGAGGCCACCCCCACCGACGUCCUCAGGAGGCCGAUCGAAGAGACGCCCAAGCCAUCCUUCCUUAACUCCCUCAGAAAAACCUUCAAUGCCAUCAUCAACAAUUUCAUCGACCCCGCCGCCCACCGCCCCUCCGUCAACCCCCGCUACGUCCUCGCCCACAACUGGGCCCCCGUCGGCGAGCUGCCCCCCACACCUUCGCCCGUCGUCAGGGGAAGAAUCCCCCUCGCCCUCCGCGGCGGCGCCUACGUCCGCAAUGGGCCGAACCCUCAGCACCUCCCUGGCGGGACGCACCACAUCUUCGACGGCGACGGCAUGCUUCACUGCCUUCACCUCUCCGCAGGUAGUGAUGACACUGCCCCUGCUACUUUUUGUAGCCGUUAUGUACAAACCUGCAGGUACCUGUUGGAGCGGGAGGCCGGCAGGAAUGUCCUCCCUAACAUCUUCUCGGGCAUGAACGGCGUCAAUGGCCUCGUUCGUCGCGCCGCGGUCGUAGCCCGCGUGAUCACGGGAAAGAUGGAUCUCUCCGCAGCUAUCGGGCUCGCAAAUAUCGCCCUCGGCUAUUUCGGCGGUCGGCUCUUCGCCCUCGGAGAGGCGGAUCUCCCCUACGCCAUUCAUCUCUCCCCAUCUGGCGACGUGAUCACCAUCGGCAGGUGGGACUUCGGGGGCAAACUCUCCAUGGGCAUGACAGCCCAUCCCAAGAAGGACCCCAUCACCGGCGAGGUUUUCGCAUUCCGUUGCGGCCCGGUACCUCCCUUCGUCACCUACUUCCGUUUCGACGCCGAAGGAAAGAAGCAGCCGGACGUGCCCAUCUUCUCCGUCAGGCACCCCUCCUACCUCCACGACUUCGCCAUCACCGAGAAGUAUGCCAUCUUCUGCGACAUGCAGAUCGUAAUGGAGACGUUACAGAUGGUGCUCGGUAGUGGGUUUCCCUUUGGUACCGACGCUAGGAAGGUGCCCAGGGUCGGUAUACUACCGCGGUACGCGGCGUCAGACAGUGACAUUAGGUGGUUCGACGUGCCCGGAUUCAAUCCGGUGCACACCAUCAACGCGUGGGAGGAUGACGGCGGCGACACCGUGGUACUGGUGGCGCCCAACGUGCUGUCCCUGGAGCAUGCGCUGGACAGGAUGGAGCUGGUUCACUGCUGUGUGGAGAUGGUUAGGAUCGACCUCAGGACCGGGGCCGUGUCCCGGACCCCACUUUCUGCAGGAAACCUCGACUUCGGCGUGAUCAACCCUUGCUACCUGGGCCGCCGAAACCGCUACGCGUACCUCGGCGUGGGGAGCCCGCAGCCGAUGGUGGCUGGGGUGAUGAAGCUAGACAUGGUGAAGAAGGGCGUUGACUGCGUGACCGCGUCACGAAUGUACGGUCCCCGGAGGUUCGGCGGCGAGCCAAUCUUCGUGCCUGCGCCGGAUGAGGGCGAGGAGGAGGACGAUGGGUACCUGGUGACGUACUUGCACGACGAGAACACGGGGGAGUCGAGUUUCCUCGUGAUGGACGCGAGGUCGCCGGACCUGCAGGUGGUCGCCGAGGUGUCCUUACCGCGACGGGUGCCCUACGGUUUCCACGGCCUCUUCAUCACGGCGGCGGAGCUCCGCGCACAGAAGGGGAAACCCUAG